This is a messenger RNA of Malurus melanocephalus (red-backed fairy wren), 250 nucleotides long. RefSeq names its product dedicator of cytokinesis protein 5-like. Gene Ontology annotation, biological process: cell migration; small GTPase-mediated signal transduction. Gene Ontology annotation, cellular component: plasma membrane; cytoplasm. The transcript has 2 exons. Lineage: Eukaryota; Metazoa; Chordata; Aves; Passeriformes; Maluridae. Bases 7 to 240 code for a protein of 77 amino acids. The record is from RefSeq and is a predicted model, not a curated record. Gene Ontology annotation, molecular function: small GTPase binding; guanyl-nucleotide exchange factor activity.
CACAAAAUGCGUUUCAUCCCGGCCAUGGUGGGGCCCGUCCUGGCGGUGACGUUGGUGCCCGAGCCCGAGCUGCGCCGAGCCACCAUCCCCAUCUUCUUCGACAUGAUGCAGUGCGAGUUCAACUUCAGCGGCAACCGCAACUUCCAGCAGUUUGAGAACGAGCUGAUCACCAGGCUGGACCAGGAGGUGGAGGGCGGCCGYGGGGACGAGCAGUACAAAAUCCUGCUGGAGAAACUGUGAGUGCUACAGC